This is a messenger RNA of Dama dama (fallow deer), 2840 nucleotides long. RefSeq names its product hyaluronidase 3 (gene HYAL3). NCBI's taxonomy places the organism in Eukaryota, Metazoa, Chordata, Mammalia, Artiodactyla, Cervidae. The transcript has 4 exons. The record is from RefSeq and is a predicted model, not a curated record. Gene Ontology annotation, molecular function: hyalurononglucosaminidase activity. Gene Ontology annotation, cellular component: acrosomal vesicle. The coding region runs from base 882 to 2432 and encodes 516 amino acids. Gene Ontology annotation, biological process: hyaluronan catabolic process; carbohydrate metabolic process.
GAGCAGCUGAGAUUCAAGCCCGGGCUGCCUGACCAGAGGUACAACCUUUUGGCUCCAACUGAUAAGUCGAUGGUAACCAGCUCUGCACUGCACUGUGAAUCCGUUCAGAGGUAGCAGCCUCGCAAAUAAAACAGGAUUCUAACUUCAAAAGCUAUUUGUUGAGGACCUAAAACGUCCAGGCGCUGGUAUCCAGAGGGUGCUGGAAAAGUUCUUUUCUCUCACUCAGAUCUGAUGUGUGUCCGAGGGCGGCUGCUUCCCCAGUGUGGGGCCCAAAUCUGAAGUAGAAGCUCCGCCUGAUCGUUUUCACGCCGCGCAGGAGGGAUAGCGUGAGCCCAGACAAAGCUAAACUUUGGGCGAGACCUAUCUGAGGCUGGGGCAGGGCGAGGACGGAAGCCCAGCCAAUCCGAGAUGGAGCCAGGCUCACUGGGAACGAGGCUACGAUAAACCAGGGUGGGAGGGACAGAGCUAGAGACCGGGUAGAGACCAGCCUGCGUCUGGUCGGUGUUACCACCCGCCGGGUCGGGGGCGGGGCCUAGGCGGAGGUACAGGGCGGCCGGGGCGGGGCCUGGCCGCCCGGAAGACCCCGGACUAGGCGGUGUGUCGCGGACCGGGACAGCUGCAGUUCGUCCGCCGCACCGCUAGGGGGCGAGCGCUGGGAGCCGGAGGGGUCCGAGCCAGAGACAGCGAGAUACCGAUCCAGGAGAAGCGAGGACGCGGAGCAUCCCGGAGCCCGGCAACAACAUGUCAGUACUACCCCGUCCCCACGCGCGGCGUUCGUCUUCACUGUCCCCGCGCUCUCCCCGUCCGCUCCGCGCGGACAGUUCUCAAGUGACUAAGCCGCCCCGCACGCCCUCCCUGCGUCUUUCGUUCCCUCCCAAAGCAUGCUGAGCCACACCCGCCCAGGGUCUAGCUUCCGAAGCCCCCACCCCCAGACUCCACGGUUUGUCACCCACUGGGAGGAAGGGGGAAAUCGAGGCAGGAGAAACUGCCGCCUCUCUCGGUGGACCCUGGAGCCCCGCCUCACAGUGGGUAGGGUCGACAUAGAAGGGGUUAAGUCUGUGAGGGAAGUCUGGGGUUCCAGGCCCAGGGGGCGGAUCCUGGGGCUUCCUCCCUCCUGGUCCAGGGGUGCAGCUGCUGCGGAGGUGGCUGAUGCAGGUUUCCAUCCCUGGGGCAUGACCAUGCAGCUAGGCCUGGCCCUGGUGCUAGGGGUGACCCUGUGCUUGGGGUGUGGCCAAUCCUUGCUGCGGGCCCCUGCACGCCCCUUCUCGGUGCUGUGGAACGUGCCUUCAGCACGCUGUAAGAACCGCUUUGGCGUGCCCCUGCCACUUGAGGCCCUGGGCAUCUCAGCCAACCGUGGCCAGCAUUUCCACGGCCAGAAUGUCACCAUCUUCUACAAGAACCAGCUCGGCUUCUACCCCUACCUUGGGCUGAGGGGCACAGCUCACAAUGGGGGCAUCCCACAGGCUGUGCCUCUGGACCGCCACCUGGCACGGGCUGCCUAUCAGAUCCGCCGCAGCCUGUGGCCGGGCUUUGCUGGCCUAGCAGUCCUGGACUGGGAAGAAUGGUGUCCACUGUGGGCCGGGAACUGGGGCCGCCGCCGCGUCUAUCGGGCUGCCUCCUGGGCUUGGGCACAAUGGGUAUUCCCCAACCUGGAUCCCCAGGAGCAGCUCCAUAAGGCCCGCGUUGGCUUUGAACAGGCAGCCCGAGCACUGAUGGAGGACACGCUGUGGCUUGGCCGGGCGCUGCAGCCCCACGGGCUCUGGGGCUUCUAUCGCUUCCCAGCCUGUGGCAAUGGCUGGCAUGGUACGGCUUCCAAUUACACGGGCCACUGCCAUGCUGCUGCCCUAGCCCGCAACACCCAGUUGCGUUGGCUCUGGGCCGCCUCCAGCGCCCUCUUCCCCAGCAUAUACCUCCCACCCAGGCUACCACCUGCUCACCACCAGGCAUUUGUCCGAUACCGCCUGGAGGAGGCCUUCCGUGUCGCUGUCGCUGGGCACCCACAUCCCCUGCCUGUCCUGGCCUACGCCCGCCUCACACACCGGAGCUCUGGGAGGUUCCUGUCCCAGGACGAACUUGUGCAGACCAUUGGUGUGAGCGCGGCACUGGGGGCAGCCGGCGUGGUGCUCUGGGGGGACCUGAGCUUCUCCAAUUCUGAGGAGAAGUGCUGGCAUCUCCAUGACUACCUACUGGGCACCCUGGGUCCCUAUGUGAUCAACGUGACCAGGGCAGCCGUGGCCUGCAGUCACCAGCGGUGCCAUGGCCAUGGCCGUUGUGCUUGGCAAAACCCAGGACAACUAGAAGUCUUCCUGCAUCUGCAGCCAGAUGGCAGCCCUGGAGCUUGGGAGUCCUUCAGCUGCCGCUGUUACCAGGGCUGGGCUGGCCCUACCUGCCAGGAGCCCAGGCCUGAGCUUGGGCCUAAAGAAGCAACAUAAAGCCAGGAGUCACCUGCCCCUGACCGUCUUGUUCCUGCUGUCAUUUUUCCAGUCCUGGAGGGAGGACUCUGUCCCCCUUCUUGUUCUACGUAGCUUAUUGUCACUUCUCCCAUGCACAUACUCCAUUUCCCAUAGCACCCCUGGGGAGUGGAAGAGGCCAGAAGAAACACACCAUUUUAAAACCAGAGGCCCUCUGAUCCCUCCUGACACGAAAGCAGUAUGCCAAAGGUUAAGGUUGCCAGCUCAGGGCUCUGUUCUACACCUCACUGAGUCUGCGCAGAGGUCACAGGAGACCCGUCCAGGGGCAGGGGAUGGGGCCCCCAAGGAGAUCCUGGAUAACAUCUGUUAAGUGCUAAGCUGUUGUCUCUACUCUGCUUUCAUCAUAAAGUUACUUUUUCUCUCACUGCA